Coregonus clupeaformis (lake whitefish) is the source of this 1576-nucleotide messenger RNA. RefSeq names its product mitochondrial folate transporter/carrier-like. Gene Ontology annotation, biological process: nucleotide transport; mitochondrial transport; folate import into mitochondrion. NCBI's taxonomy places the organism in Eukaryota, Metazoa, Chordata, Actinopteri, Salmoniformes, Salmonidae. Gene Ontology annotation, molecular function: folic acid transmembrane transporter activity; FAD transmembrane transporter activity. Gene Ontology annotation, cellular component: mitochondrial membrane; mitochondrion. The record is from RefSeq and is a predicted model, not a curated record.
UAUUGGUGCUUUUGGUGCGUUCAAGACAACUGGGAACUAGGAAAAAACAACAUCAAAUGAUGGAGGCCCGAGUUCCCGAAUUGGAAGAAGUUUCAAAAGAUUUUUCACAGUCGGUGCUCGUUUUUUUCCGAGUUCCCAGUUGUCUUGAACGCAUUGAAGUCGGAAGUCUGCGAUUUCCGAGUUCCGAGAUCCAGUUGUUUUGAACUCGGCAUAUCAGCUUCGAUCGAGUCAUUGGAAAGGUCGUGCCGGAUAGAGAUGUAGCUUGUACCGCAUGACAAAAACGUGGGUCACUAAAACGUCUUAAAAUAUGAUGUGGUUACUUCAAGUAUGUGCCUUUUGGAUUCUGGGAUUAUAUUUUAACAGGAGCACGAUACCGUGCGCGUUCUGUUGAAUAAGAUCUGAAUAAUCAAGUAGCUGACGUUAACUUAAUUCUAGCUAAAUUCACAGAAUAGCUAGGUAAACAUGAGUCCUGCUACUUCAAAUCAAGAGACAGCUGCAACAGGACCUGGAAGUGGCACACCUUUCUCCAUAACUGGACGUAUCCAGCAAGUCUACAGCCAUGUGAAAAUAGAGAAUUUGGUUGCAGGACUCGGUGGAGGAGUCGUGUCAACACUGGUGCUGCACCCUCUUGACCUAGUCAAAAUCAGGUUUGCAGUGAGCGAUGGACUGGACCUGAGACCUAAAUAUAAUGGCGUUAUCCAUUGUUUGAGAAAUGUGUGGCAGCAGGAGGGGGUCCGAGGACUCUACCAAGGAGUCACCCCAAACAUCUGGGGUGCUGGGGCAUCAUGGGGCCUCUACUUCUUCUUUUACAAUGCCAUCAAGGCGUACACUAAGGAAGGCCGUCAGUCUGAACUGAGUGCCACAGAACACCUGCUGUCAGCCGCCCAAGCAGGUGUAUUGACUCUCACCCUAACCAACCCUAUCUGGGUGACUAAGACUCGCUUGGUGCUGCAGUAUAACACUGAUCCCACCAGGAAACAGUAUAAAGGGAUGAUAGAUGCACUGGUGAAGAUCUACCGGCAUGAGGGGAUACCUGGACUGUACAGGGGGUAUGUUCCUGGUUUAUUUGGCACGUCACACGGGGCAUUGCAGUUCAUGGCCUAUGAGGAGCUGAAGAGAGACUACAACAAAUACAAGAAAAUGCCUUCAGAAGCUAAACUGAAUCCAUUGGAAUAUAUCACAAUGGCAGCUCUAUCCAAAAUAUUUGCUGUGGCUACUACAUACCCUUACCAGGUGGUGCGGGCUCGCCUGCAGGACCAGCAUAAUAAGUACAAUGGAGUCCUGGAUGUGGUCAGGAGGACAUGGAGGAAUGAGGGAGCUGUAGGGUUCUAUAAAGGCAUGGUGCCCAACCUGAUCCGUGUCACCCCAGCCUGCUGUAUCACCUUCGUGGUCUAUGAGAACGUGUCUCGCUUCCUGAUGGGCCAGAAGUGAGGAGGACUAAAGAGACAGCCAUGGCAGGACCACAAAGAGGAAGGGACACUCAGACAAUGUAUGUGGUGCUAGAUAAGAUAAAUAAUAAUAAUAAUAUGCCAUUUAGCAGACGCUUUUAUCCAAAGCGACUUACAGUCAUGCGUGC